ACAACAACCUUAAAGCUUGUUGGGUUUUGGCGGGUUUGAGCUUUGGUUGCAAAAGUUGUUGUCUUUGUCUUGGGUGGUGGAGGCCAUGGAGGGAAGUGAUAUAUACAGAGCAAGAAACAGUUUACGAGCGAGUAGUUCAACAGUUUGGAGAAACAGUAUCAUGGAGGCUUUUUCAGUGUCUUCAAGGCGUGAAGAAGAAGAUGAUGAAGAAGCUCUGAAAUGGGCUGUGCUUGAAAAACUCCCUACUUACAACCGUUUGAGGAAAGGGUUGUUGACAACUUCUCGUGGAGUCGCCAGUGAGAUUGAUAUAACUGAUCUUGGAUUCCUUCAAAGACAGAAACUGCUGGACAGGUUGGUCAACGUUGCUGAAGAGGACAAUGAGAAGUUUUUGUUCAAGCUCAAGGAACGACUUGAUAGAGUUGGGAUUGAUAUUCCAACAAUUGAGGUUCGAUAUGAGCACCUAAAUAUUGAGGCAGAGGCUUAUGUGGGAAGUAGAGCUUUGCCCUCUUUCUUGAACUUUGCUACUAAUAUAAUGGAGAGUUUCUUUACUUAUCUCCAUAUUCUCUCAAGCAAAAAGAAACACAUGACUAUCCUUAAAGAUGUUAGUGGAAUCAUCAAACCUCGGAGGAUGACACUACUUUUGGGUCCUCCAAGUUCAGGGAAGACCACACUCCUUUUGGCUUUGUCAGGAAAACUUGAUCCAAAUCUCAAGGUCUCUGGGAGAGUGACUUAUAAUGGGCAUGGAAUGGAUGAAUUUGUACCUCAGAGAACAGCUGCCUAUAUUAGCCAACAUGAUGUUCAUAUCGGAGAAAUGACUGUGAGGGAAACCUUGGCUUUCUCAGCAAGGUGCCAAGGAGUGGGAACACGUUAUGACUUGCUAUCUGAGUUGUCAAGAAGAGAAAAAGAAGCAAAGAUCAAACCAGACCCGGAUAUUGAUGUCUACAUGAAGGCAGCUACAACCGGAGGUCAAGAAGCAAAUCUUGUUACAGAUUAUGUGCUAAAGAUUUUGGGAUUGGAUAUAUGUGCUGAUACUAUAGUGGGGGAUCAAAUGUUGCGUGGUAUCUCUGGAGGACAAAGGAAGAGAGUUACGACAGGGGAAAUGCUGGUUGGACCAGCUAAUGCUCUUUUCAUGGAUGAAAUAUCCACUGGCUUAGACAGUUCCACAACUUUUCAAAUUGUAAGGUCUCUAAGGCAAUAUGUUCACAUUCUCCAUGGAACUGCAAUUAUCUCUCUACUCCAACCUGCACCAGAGACUUAUGAACUUUUUGAUGACAUUGUUCUUAUAUCUGAUGGUGAAAUUGUCUACCAAGGACCCCGUGAAUAUGUUCUUGACUUUUUUGAAUCCAUGGGUUUUAAAUGUCCUGAGAGGAAAGGUGUUGCUGAUUUUCUACAAGAAGUAACUUCAAGAAAGGAUCAAGAGCAGUAUUGGAUGCGCAGAGAUGAACCGUAUAGAUUUGUAAAUGUUACUCAAUUUGCUGAGGCAUUUCAAUCAUUCCAUGUUGGGAGGAGAAUUGGAGAAGAGCUUGCAACUCCAUUUGAUAAGUCUAAGAAUCACCCUGCUGCAUUAACCACUAAAAAAUAUGGUGUUAACAAGAAGGAAUUAUUAAAGGCUAACUUCUCAAGAGAGUACUUGCUUAUGAAAAGAAAUUCAUUUGUUUAUGUUUUUAAGCUAUGCCAGCUCACUAUCAUGGCAAUAUUGACUAUGACACUUUUUCUACGAACUGAGAUGAAAAGGGAUAACUUGGAUGAUGGAGGUGUUUAUGCCGGUGCUCUAUUUUUCGCUGUAGUAAUGCUUAUGUUUAAUGGAAUGGCUGAGCUUUCAAUGACCAUUGUAAAGCUUCCAGUUUUCUACAAGCAACGAGACCUUCUAUUCUAUCCUUCAUGGGCAUAUGCCAUUCCCUCAUGGAUCCUUAGGAUCCCUAUUACAUUUAUAGAAGCUGCCGUUUGGGUAUUUCUCACUUACUAUGUCAUUGGAUUUGAUCCAAAUGUUGAAAGAUUGUUUAAACAGUACUUGGUGUUAUUAUUGAUAAAUCAAAUGGCUUCUGGAUUAUUUCGAGCUAUUGCAGCACUUGGUAGGAACAUGAUUGUGGCCAACACAUUUGGGUCGUUUGCACUUCUUGUUCUUUUUACAUUGGGUGGCUUUAUUUUGUCAAGAAAUGAUAUCAAGGACUGGUGGAUUUGGGGUUAUUGGAUUUCACCUUUAAUGUAUGGACAAAAUGCAAUAGUGGUGAAUGAAUUCCUUGGAAAUAGUUGGAACCACUUCACCCCAAAUUCAAAUAAGACAUUGGGAGUUCAAAUUUUGGAGUCCCGUGGGUUCUUCACAGAUGCAUAUUGGUAUUGGAUAGGAAUUGGGGCAUUGAUUGGAUUCAUGUUCCUUUUCAACAUUAUAUACACUUUGGCUCUCACUUUCCUAAAUCCAUUUGAGAAGCCGGAGGCAACAAUAACUGAAAAUUCAGAAGGGAAUAUGCCUAAUGACAAAACCAGAGAACACAAAUUACCACGUUUAGGUUCCAGGCACGAAAAGAAAAGAGGAAUGAUUCUUCCUUUUGAACCAUAUUCUAUCACCUUUGAUCAAAUAGUGUACUCUGUUGACAUGCCACGAGAAAUGAAGGAUCAAGGUGUAAGGGAGGAUAGAUUAGUACUUUUGAAAGGUGUUAGUGGUGCAUUUAGGCCUGGUGUUCUCACAGCCUUGAUGGGUGUAAGUGGUGCUGGUAAAACUACAUUGAUGGAUGUUUUAGCUGGUAGGAAAACUGGUGGCUAUAUUGAUGGAAGCAUAAAAGUUUCUGGCUACCCCAAAAAGCAAGAAACAUUUGCUCGUAUUUCUGGUUAUUGCGAGCAAAAUGACAUCCACUCUCCUCAUGUAACUGUCUAUGAGUCCUUGGUUUACUCAGCAUGGCUUCGUUUACCAGCAGAAGUUGAAUCUGACACUAGAAAGAUGUUUGUUGAGGAAGUCAUGGAACUCGUGGAGUUGAACCCAUUGAGGAAUUCCUUAGUUGGGUUGCCUGGUGUGAAUGGUCUUUCAACUGAGCAGCGCAAGAGGUUAACAAUAGCAGUGGAACUAGUGGCUAAUCCAUCCAUAAUUUUCAUGGAUGAGCCUACUUCUGGGUUAGAUGCUAGAGCUGCUGCAAUAGUCAUGAGAACGGUUAGGAACACGGUUGACACAGGAAGAACAGUUGUUUGCACCAUCCAUCAGCCAAGCAUUGACAUUUUUGAGGCUUUUGACGAGUUAUUCCUAAUGAAGCGUGGAGGACAAGAAAUAUAUGUUGGGCCAUUGGGUCGUCAUUCUUGCCAAUUAAUUAAGUAUUUUGAGAAUAUUGAAGGGGUGAGUAAAAUUAAAGAUGGUUAUAACCCAGCAACUUGGAUGUUGGAAGUUACAACUCCAUCGCAAGAACUUACUUUAGGUGUUGAUUUCCAUGAGAUAUACAAAAAUUCUGCGUUGUAUAGGAGAAACAAGCAACUUAUAGCUGAACUUAGCAAGCCUACUCCGGGUUCAAAGGAUGUUCAUUUCGCUACUCAGCAUGCUCAGUCGCUUUGGGUCCAAUGCCAAGCUUGCUUAUGGAAACAACAUUGGUCAUAUUGGCGCAAUCCACCGUACACUGCUGUGAGGUUUUUUUCCACUACUAUCAUUGCCUUGUUGUUUGGAACAAUGUUUUGGGACAUUGGAGGCAAAUAUUCAAGCAGACGACAACUAUUUAAUGCCGUUGGUUCAAUGUAUAAUGCUGUUCUCUUCCUUGGGGUCCAAAAUGCUGCCACUGUACAACCAGUAGUAGCCAUUGAAAGAACUGUCUUUUAUAGAGAAAGAGCAGCUGGAAUGUAUUCUGCCUUACCUUAUGCAAUUGCACAGGUUCUAAUAGAGCUACCUUAUAUUUUGGUCCAAGCUACAUCAUAUGGUGUCAUAGUUUAUGCUAUGAUGGGAUUUGAAUGGACUUUACUGAAGUUCUUUUGGUACAUGUUUUUCAUGUACUUCACAUUGUGCUACUUCACCUUUUAUGGCAUGAUGUCUGUGGCAGUUACCCCAAACCACCAUGUUGCUUCAAUUGUGGCUGCUGCAUUUUAUGGAAUUUGGAACCUCUUUUCAGGAUUUGUCAUUCCACAACCGAGCAUGCCUGCGUGGUGGAGGUGGUACUACUGGGCUUGUCCUGUGGCUUGGACCAUAUAUGGGUUGGUUGCCUCACAAUUUGGAGAUAUAACCAAUGUUCUAAAAUCAGAAAAUACGACCGUACAAGAGUUCAUAAGAAGUUAUUUUGGUUUCAAACAUGAUUUCGUAGGAGUUUGUGCAAUUAUGGUUUCUGGGUUUGCAGUGUUAUUUGUUUUUAUUUUUGCUGUGUCAAUCAAGGCCUUCAACUUUCAAAAGCGAUAAAUUAAGAACAAGAAUGAUCCUUUAUAUUU
Messenger RNA from Abrus precatorius (Indian licorice), 4389 nucleotides. RefSeq names its product pleiotropic drug resistance protein 1-like. Gene Ontology annotation, cellular component: membrane. The transcript is spliced from 22 exons. NCBI's taxonomy places the organism in Eukaryota, Viridiplantae, Streptophyta, Magnoliopsida, Fabales, Fabaceae. Gene Ontology annotation, molecular function: ATP hydrolysis activity; ATP binding; ABC-type transporter activity. The record is from RefSeq and is a predicted model, not a curated record. The coding region runs from base 86 to 4360 and encodes 1424 amino acids.